Messenger RNA from Perognathus longimembris pacificus (Pacific pocket mouse), 1886 nucleotides. It is a transcript of the gene Foxh1, whose product is annotated as forkhead box H1. The coding region runs from base 296 to 1402 and encodes 368 amino acids. NCBI's taxonomy places the organism in Eukaryota, Metazoa, Chordata, Mammalia, Rodentia, Heteromyidae. The record is from RefSeq and is a predicted model, not a curated record. The transcript is spliced from 4 exons. Gene Ontology annotation, molecular function: DNA-binding transcription factor activity; sequence-specific DNA binding. Gene Ontology annotation, biological process: regulation of DNA-templated transcription.
CAGACUUGUAGGAGAGACCAGAAGGACCUUUUCGCCAAGUGGGGCUGUGGACAUAGGUUCUAGCCUCGAGAUAUAGAGGUCUGGGAACGGGAGAGCCGGCCUCCUGGGGUAGGAGAUGACCGCUCUAGAGGAAACCAGGUGAGGUCUGGAAACAGUCCGAGGUAGAGGCACAACCCAGGCAAAGGACCAGCCGGCCAGCCGAGCUUCAAGCCCUGGCCCUGCCUCAGCAUUCUACCCCUAUGCUUUGAGCCCUUCACUAGACCAGGAUCCAGCCAAAGUUGUCUAACUCCCCUGCAUGGGUCCCUGUAGUGACUCCCGCCUGGGGUCCCAUGAGACAGAGUCACCCUCGAAGCCACCCAAGAGGAGGAAGAAGAGAUACCUGCGACAUGACAAGCCCCCAUACACCUACUUGGCUAUGAUCGCCUUGGUGAUUCAGGCAGCACCCUCCCGCAGGCUGAAGCUGGCCCAGAUCAUUCGUCAGGUCCAGGCCAUGUUCCCCUUCUUCAGGGAUGACUACGAAGGCUGGAAGGACUCUAUCCGCCACAACCUUUCCUCCAACCGGUGCUUCCGCAAGGUGCCCAAGGACCCUUCGAAGCCACAGGCCAAGGGCAACUUCUGGGUGGUCGAUGUGAGCCUGAUUCCAGCUGAGGCACUGCGACUGCAGAACACUGCUCUGUGCCGGCGCUGGCAGAGCCACGGUGCACACAGAGCCUUUGCCAAGGACCUGAGCCCCUAUGUGCUUCAAGGCCGGCCUUACCCGCCACCCAGUCCCCUGCCGCUACCCAGGGAGGGCUUUAGCAUCAAGUCCCUACUAGGGGAUCCAAAGGAGGGGGUAACCUGGCCCCAGCAGUCCACCCAGGUUGGACAGAGCAGCCCAACUCAAGUAGGCACAGGGUCCAAUACGGAGGAGGUGGUGCCCACACCACCCCAGCCCUCUGAGAGGCCUCUGUGGCCCCUCUGCUCUUUCCCAGGGCCCACAAGAGAAGGGGAGACUUCCCAAGGGCCAAUCAUCAGGCCAUCACCCCUCUCCCCAGAGCCCAGGACCUGGCCCUUCCACUUACUGCAGGGUACUCCAGACCCAGGGGAACUAUCCAGCGGGAGACAAAGGACCUCUCUGUGGGGUCAGCUGCCUACCUCCUACUUACCCAUUUAUACUCCCAAUGUAGUAAUGCCCUUGGCCCCCCUACCACCUACUUCCUGUCCUGGGUGCCCACCUUCAAGUAAUCGGGCCUACUGGGGAGUAGCUCCUGAAUCCCAAGGAUCCCAGAGGCUGCUCUGGGAUCUGGACUCCCUCUUUCAGGGAGUGCCACCCAACAAGAGCAUCUAUGAUGUGUGGGUCAGCCACCCUCGGGACCUAGCUGCUUCUGCCCCAGGCUGGCUGCUGUCUUGGUGCAGCCUUUGAAGCCUCUUGGACAGGGACUGCUUUUCUCUUAUCCCCAGCUUGAUGGCAAACCUAGUUUAGGAAGUGUCAAAUGGUCACAAUAAUCUUGAAACAGCAGGCACAGCCUUGCUGAGAAUCCUCAGUUUUUAUUGGGCUACCCAAGAAAGGGUUGUGGCCCGGCGGGUCACAAACCUCACCCUGGUCAGUCAUGCCUCUGCCUCCCCCAUAUCCAGGGGCAGAGGUGGAGAAGCAGCCUGGGGCAGUCCUUCUUGGUCCCCAUUUUCUUAGGCUCACACACCAUCUAUCUAUCAAUCCAUCACUAUCUGUUGCCUCCUCUCCCUGGCUCCAGGUUGGGGGAGGGAUCCAGCCUGAAGUCCUGCCUUCCCUCAACUAUCUGGGGAAGAGUUAGCACCUUUUGAGGAAACGUUUAGGAAAUGAAGACACAAUCCUACACAAAUCUUGGGCUGAUGCAGGUUGGGAAAUAACAGUAAAGGAAUUUACAGCA